GACAGGUGCAUGGUAUAAAGGAUGGUAUGCACAAUAUUGUAAAGAGCUUUUUUACCGCAUCAAAACCAAAUGCCAAUGAAAGUCAGUCAAGUACAGAGGAAGAGCUUGCUGUAUCACACUUGAAGAGGGUAUUUGAACACUACAAAAACGGACGUCACCAACUAGAACCUGUCUUGCCAUCAUUUUGUAAAGCAUUCAAGUCUGCCCGUGCUCCAGAGAUCAAUGACAAGUUUCCUGAAAUAACUGAAUUCACAAAAUGUGUUGCUGCCGAAUUGGUUUUGAAAAUAACGAGAACUGCUAGUAGUAAGUCAUUACAAGAUGGGAGUUUGGCUCUGUUUGAGCUGCUCAAGACAUCACAGUGGAAUGCACUCUGUACCGUUAAUAUUGCUGCACUAAGCUUGACUGCAGUUAAAGAGAUGUGUGGAGAACACCUCCCCUCAACUUUAGUGAAAAUGCUUUACCUCUUCAUGGACCUGCCCGACUUAUCUCAUGAUUCUCAGAAUGUCGAGAUGAUCUCGAAAAUGCUCAUGUCUGUUCUUAUUAGGAUAGGAGAGCAUGUGUGUGUGGUGGAAGAAUUGCGCGCAACAGACAGUGACCUACUCGUGCUGUUUGAUAUCUGCACGUCAUGGUGGGGGCCUCAUAACGCGCCCUGGCAACGCUGCACGGUGGAGUUCCUCUCUACCAUCUGUAGAAAGAGUCUUAAUCAAGGUCUAAUUGAGUAUCUCCACUUGAACAAAUGCAUAGCUAGCUGUGUGAAGAAUCUGCGCGCCUUUGCUGAUACCUACGUCAUCUAUAUAGCGGACACCUAUGCUCCCCCUAUUUGGAUGCCUGAAAGAUAGUUGCGAGAUAGCGGACACCUUGCUGACCGAUUUCAAGGAAGCGGAGGGCUACGAGCUCCUCACUGACGCCAUAUUAAAUCUGGAGAAGCAAGAGGUAGAAAGUGACGAAUUGUGUCGUAUGAAGAACGAAUGUCUCAACAAACUUGCGUAUUCUGUUCCAACCUUGUGUACUGCUGGUGCUGAUCAGGUCGUCCCAGAGAUACACGCUAAAAGUAUGCAGUUCCAAAGCAAAGACUUCUGUAUUCCAGUUCCUACUGGAAAAGGAGCGAGUGUGAAGAACCCAGCAGCGUUUGUUGUUUUGCAGGAUGUUUUCUUAAAGAGCACUACUGAACAGAUAGCCUUGCUGAUGAUGGAUGUUAUUAAUGUCGUGUUCAAGUUGGACGAAGUGAAUUACUUUGUUCUGAGUCAACACAACACUCUGAACUGUUUUAUAGCUGAGCGACUCACAACUUCUACCACACUUAUCCAGGAACGGAUAUUAAAGCUAGUCGAACACAUCGUGUUUGUCCUGAGAUACAUCCCAUCAGCAGAGUUGGAGGCACUAUUAAUCCUCCUAAAGGACUCACCUGACUUUAACCUGGCUUCACUCAUCCUGGCUACUAUCAAUAAGCUGAUAACAGCUGAUCCGAGUCUGAAGAAAGUUAUGUUAGAGUUGGGGCUGUUGAACAGCUUACAGUUCUGCCAAAUACAACUCUUACAACUUCAACAAGACGACGAGAAGUUAGAUGAUAAUUACCUUAUAAUGCUGAUGACCACAUUGAAUACCUUACUAGACAACUGCCCGGAAGCUUAUCAGAAUUAUUUGGAACUACAAGGUCGCGACUUCCUGUACGACAUGCUACACGUUCCUGCGUUUAGAGCAUACGUUCUGCUAGUUAUUAAAACUCUCUCUACCUACGUAGCAUCAGAGGAUCAGGACGAUGUGAGAGCACUACUCCGUAUGAUGCACGAGAACCUUGAUAACUCAGAACUAAAACUCGACAUCCUGGACUGUUUAUCUGAAUUGUUCCUCUCCUUCCCUCCCUCCCAGCACAGAUUCCAGGCUCCUGAUGGGUUUCUGGUUAUCUCUAACCUCAUCAUUAGUGCUGGACAGAUUGCAGAUGAGAACUACAUGCCUAUAGUAGGAAAGGUUAUAAAACUCUUACAGUCAGCCCUGCACAAUAGUCCUUCUAACAUUCACUACUUUGAAACCCAGGUCGAAUACAGUUCGCUUACCAAAUCUCUGGAAUUGUUACCCUGUUUCCAUAGCAACUCUCCUUGUCAAGAGAACAUAAUCACGCUCUUCAAGUUUCUAAUGGGACUAGCUCUGGAUCUGGAACCGGAACUGUGCGGCCCCUCAUCACGUGACCUGUCUAAUGACACUGUUCUAGUUUCUAAACACACUGAACUUGUGGACAAGAUGGAGUAUUAUGAUAGGUGUAUUAUCUACCCCAGAGUCCUCACUUCCAUAUUGGUUCUAACAAGACUUUCUCAAUCGGACGAGAUAUUAAAAACAGUUUGUGAGUGGGUGUUACAGAUGACACUGCUGCCCCACAACCUGCAACUGCUCUCUGACACCAAGUUCCUAACAUCUCUGCUCACCCUCUUUUCCCACGUAUUUACAGAUCCUGCGCACAGCGCCCACGUGCGUGUUGUAAGCGUGUUUGAAGUUCUGGCUCGUCACAGACUCUACCCUGAUCAACUGAGGCUGUUUUUGAGGCUGGACAGUCCCUUGUACUGUGAGAGACCUGAAACUCCAAUACCUGGGCUACAACUUGACUUGAACUUCCAGACUGUUCCAGGAACCGGUAUGUCUCUGGAGAUAGUUGAUAUUGAAAACGGAGAACUACUGGUUACACCUACAACCAACCCUACCUCAACUAUUGGAGAUGAAAUAGAGAGCGACUCACGAGAUGGAACACAGAGUGAGAUUCAGAAUACAGAGGAGAUUAGCGGAGAGACAAGUCCCACCACUCCUAUAGCUGAGGCAGUAGUAGAGGACUCAGACGUUGCCAUUAACACCGAAGAUCUCCAACUAGCAUUACAAGAAACUAACGGAGCUGGAGACGAUGAGAAGUUAAGAGUACAGAAACAGUCAUCACGGGUCCAGUUUCAAGAGGUUGCAGACACUGAAGUUACACCUUCAUUGAACUGUGAGAAUCCUGACAGCAUGCCCAUAUAUGGGCACGACGAGAGCCAACGUGACAACAUGCCCAUAUAUGGAGGUGAUGAGACGCAGGGUAACGAAGAGCCGCUGUAUGAAGAGAGUAGUGGAGCUGGUGGAGCUCCUGUUAUUAUCAGUGUGGAGGAGAUUGAGAGGCUCAAAACAGAGAUGGCUAUUAGUUUCUCUGGUCCACAAGGCCGGGUAGAGGAGACCUACGAUCAGGGGGGAUCUGAUGAAGAGGGAUCUGAGAAGUGGGAAGUUAGAGAAGAAUUCAACGUUAAAUCCCUCCCAAAACACCACAUAGAACUACUGGUAUCAGUAUCUACACCAGUACAUGGUAACCUAGAGAGUGUCCCGUACAUCAACAUUCCUAAGAACUCCCCCGCUCCUGGACUCAUCAUACCCUAUCUCAUCAAACCGGGCAGUACUGGCUCAGACAAAGUGAUUCAGUCCAGCUUUACUCUGCUACUCUGGUACCAGAUACCUCGUAUACAGACAAACGCUACCUUCUGGCAGGCGACUCUGCUCCAUAACGUUAAUGUUAAGAUAACCCUUCUUCCUUCUAAACUGAAUGUAGCUACUCCGGAGAGCAUGCAGUCUCAGGAUGCUCCUCUUGUAAAGGAUGACGGGGGUUGGCACAUGCUCACAGCUACAUUCUACAAAGGGACCAAGAUAAGAUCCAGUUGUGUCGAUAUCUCUAUUGACAUAGACUGGAAAACCAACCUCAAAAUUGAUUACCCUCUGAUUGGUGAAGGAGGAGCCCUAACGUUUGGCAUGGCCCCCAAAGAAGGGCCCCCAACCAUAUCCUGGAAUCUGGGCAACUUCAUGCUGUUUGAUGGCACUAUAGCUUCAGGGGACCUCUGUAACUUCUACACUGCGGGUCCGAGUUACGUGGGUAAUCUGAGGGAGGGUGGGUCCCCUGAGGGCAGCUUCCCGGCACCACUUCUUAAUAUAUCCCCCGGAACUAAUGGUACCCUAAUGUUGGAUAAGAUACUCUCAGACCUAGACAAUACUUCUAGAUCAUUCCUUCUUAAUCAGGAGGGUAUGGAAGUGGAACAAGCAGACAGUAUCCCCUUCAAGGUGUUUCCUAACCUCUCAGCUCACCUGGUGACACACGAGGUGGCUUCCUGCGCGGUGGCUCUGUACAACUGCCAUAUUAUAUCACCUUCUAGUAUAGGUGACACAUUUGAAGCAAUUGGAAGCGAGCAGGUGUUACUAGGACUUGUUGCCAUGACAACGGACUCUGAAGGACUAUACGCGGCUAUUAAACUUCUCACAUUGGUUGUGAACAGCAAUGCUCGUCUGCAGCAGGACAUGGAAAGGAGAGGGUACGAGAUACUAGCGUUGUUGUUGCACCGUAAAGCUAACAUCACCACGACACACGUUCUACAACUAGUCGCAUCCCUCGGCUCUUGCAGUGGUCUCAUUACCCAUCCUACUGCAGUUAAAGUACUACUGUGCUCCUUUGAGAUAUGGAGAGGUGCUGCGGAGGAGAUCCAGACGCAGCUGUGUACUUGUAUCUACAACUUAGUUAUAAAUGGACGUAAUCUGGAGCAGAUAGAGACAAUGGAUGUGACAGGUCGGUUACUGGAGCUAGUGUACGACUGUUCGGUGUCCUGGUCUCUGGUACAGGCUGCUCUAGAGGUCAUAUCCUCUGUCAUCAGUACUGCUAGUCCUAAGGUACUGCUGACGUUUGGUAACUACUUAGUGUUCUCCCUCCCCACCAGUCUGGUUAACGAACACAGACUCAAGGAAGUUACACAUGUGGUUAAAAUAAGGAACAUGCUGCUGGAACUACUGUGUGUUCUUGUACAGAGUUGUGAUAUGGACAAUGAUUUCAGAUUACGUCUGCAGAUCGAGUCUACGCUAGGAUUUGACUGGUUGCUACUCUUCUUAAGACCGGGUCUGCACCAUAUAACCUUUACAAUGUCACUCAGACUGACCUGCAUCCUGCUCUCUCCAGCUAACGGAUUCUUCAGGUUCAGUCAGAAGCUGAAUCACGGAGGGUGGAUGCACUGUAUUACAGCCAGGAGUCUCCGUCCAGAUAGUGCUGAUCAGGGUUCUCUACAGGGGUUUCCUCUUCUCCUCCAUGUCUUGAAGGGACACACCCGCCUGUCUGAGUUCUCCACGUACUCCAUGAAGCUGUACACGUGGCUUCUCUCCUUAAUGCUCAAUAUGGACCAUCCUCCGUCCUCCCUCUCCAACGAGUAUAACCUCGACAAAACUUUCUCUAAACAAAUUUCAGGAGGAGUACUAAACAAAGACCCGUUAGUGGUAGUCUUAUCGCUUCUCAGGGACGAUAUUGACGAUGGCGGAUUUGAAGCAGUAGUACGAUAUCUGACUAAUCUUUAUCUAAAUGAGCCUCUAACUGAACCUGUUUAUAUCGCCCUAAUAGACCUUAUCAUCGCACUCUUGUGGGCACCGUAUUUGGAGCCAACCAAAGAUCUGAUAAUAAAGAGGCAGUGUGUUCUGGACUUGAUACAGGAGAUACUGUUAAACGCCAUGUUCAAGCAAAACUUUGAUAUCCUCGACAUCAUCCUCGAGCCCUGUGCAGUUGACUUUGGGGACUGCCUAAAGAUAUACCAAUCUGUCUUGGUUCACCAAACUCUUCAAAGAAUACAAACUGGUGCUCCCGACGGGAUCUCCACCAAGAACUUCAACAGAGCAGCUAUCUUCUUCUGUAAAUACACCCUCCAAAAACUCUGGCAAGGCAAACUGGGUACCUCAAUCUCAAUACUAAACUGUUUCUCCAAACUACGUGAGUGGAUCAGCAAAGACGCAGAAUCCCAAAUCACCUACUGUCUCCACCGAGCAAUCCUCUACUUCCUCUCCCAGACUUCCUCCUCUCUGGACCAACAGAAAUCUCUCCUAAAAGUCGUCCACUUUGUGUCAGAGAACCACCGGCUCAUAUUUGGGCCGGGUAUGUCGGACCACGAGUUUGUGAUUUGUUUGUCGCACCUGCUAAGAUCUCUCCAGUGUGAUGGUGACUGGGGUAAGAUGUUGGAGGAAGCCUCUAACUCGCUCAUCUCCUGUAUCAAGGAGGUACGACCUGACCUGGCUCUCUACAUCGACCCUACAUCUCAGAUACCCCUAAUGUCCGUCAGUAAAGCGAACAAGACCGGUAUCAGCUCUCUGUUCUCUGGAAGCGAGGACAGCUCCUUUGUGCUGCAACACGAGAUAGCUCCCAAACUGUUCUCCCAGAUAAAGCAGCAGCAGGAGGAGGGUGACCGGACCCUGCACCAGCAGAGAAGCUCACGACGCUUCACCGGACUCCUAACCGCCCGGAGACAGGAAACACAGCUGACUUUGUCCGUGGUAACAGCCCUGAAUACGCCCUACGAGAUAAACUACGCUCACAACACUCAUGUCAUGGUGCAGGUCUCAGAUAGUCUGAGAGAGUCGGUACACAGGACCCAGCUGCAAUUCCACAGAGUGAACAGAGUGUGGGGAGAGAUGCAGUUAGAGCUGACUCAGGAGCGGGGGUUGUGGGGUCCUGCUGAUCCCUCUCACUUAGACCGCUGGGAAUUAGACCCUAUAGAGGGUCCUCAUAGGACCAGAAAGCGACUCAAACAGAACUCACAGUUCUACAACGUGUUCCAACCUAAGUCUCCAGAAGAAUACAAAGUUUCCAAAUUGAAACAGCCCAGCAGCUCCUUCAGCAAGGAGUACCAUCACUACUACGGAGUCAGAGACCGGGUCAGUUCCCUCACCACUAUCAGUGGAGCCAACAAAAUGUCUCAACUCAUUUCCGCCAGGACUCUAGAUGCUGAUAACCGGUUGAUGCAAGAUUUCUUGUUGGAAGGAGAGAGUAAAGUAUUGGUAUUCCCCUGCAUUCGAGUGGAGGGACUUUCAACGACCGCCUCUAUUCUCUAUCUGGGAAGGAAGAGUGCUUAUAUCAUUGAUGGAUAUACGACAACUAAGGAGGGAGAUAUCAUGGAUGUUCAAAUGUUGAUGCCAGAGGAAUGGUCUGAGAGAUUUAAAGACAUUUUGGUAGACAGUGCUAGUGUAGUGAAGAAAAACAAGGGGGCGUAUAACCUGGGUUACAAAAGAAUAACUGAAAUAAUGAAGCGAAGGUACUCUCUGCAAGAGAACGGGAUGGAAGUAUUUUGUUACGGCGGAGAAAGUUAUUUCCUUGUGUUUGGAUCCAAUCACCGGAACAAAGCCUAUCACAAACUAAGAUACUUGACUCCAAGCCUUACCCAGAAGUCGGACUUUGCGUCGGACGUUCUGAGCAGUGCGCGGCGCCACACUCGCGGCGACGCCACCUCCGUCUUUACCUCCUUUCGUCAGAGCAAUGUGACACACAGGUGGUCGGUUGGGGAGAUCUCAAACUUCCAGUACCUCAUGUACAUCAAUACUUUAGCGGGCAGGAGCUACAAGGAUUUUAUGCAGUACCCGAUAUUCCCCUGGGUCCUUGCUGACUACACCAGUGCCGAGCUAGAUCUUUCCAACCCAGCCUCCUUCAGAGAUCUUAGUAAACCUAUGGGAGCACAAACCCCUGACAGAUUAUCUCAGUUUGAGAAGCGGUACGCUGACUGGAUAGAUCCGCAUGGUACGGACACCAACCCUUGCCACUACGGUACCUUCUACUCCUCUGCAAUGAUAACCGCCAGCUAUCUCAUCAGACUGGAACCCUUUACUUCUUCAUUCAUUAAUCUCCAAGGAGGACACUUCGACCUGGCAGACAGACUCUUCCACUCCAUAGCAGACGCCUGGAACAGUGCCAGUAAGAUUAACAUGUGUGAUGUCAGAGAGCUUAUCCCAGAGUUCUUCUACCUGCCCGACUUCCUGCUUAACAAGGACAAGUUUGAUUUUGGGAGGAAGCAGAACGGUAAGAAGAUAGAUGACGUGCUACUGCCAAAGUGGGCUAAAGGAGACCCUGCAGAGUUCAUCAGACUGCACAGGGAAGCGUUAGAAAGCGACUAUGUCAGCAGGAACCUCCACCUUUGGAUAGACCUGAUAUUUGGGUACAAACAGCGAGGUGAACAAGCCAGACUUGCUCAUAACACAUUCCAUUGUUACUUUUACGAAGGAAACAUCGAUAUCUCCCUCCUUACGGACCCUCUCCGCAAAUCAGCCGUCAAAGGCUUCAUCAACAACUUUGGACAAGCCCCCAAGCAGAUCUUCACAAGACCCCACCCUGCCCGGCAAGUAGCCUACUCGGACCUGGUUAGCAGGACCUUCCAUUACAACGUGGUAAACUUGAGGCCACCUGCCCGAGAAGAACGGAUCAUAUCCUCCGCUGUACAGCAGAUAGAGAGUACAGAGAACGGGGGGACUCUGUUCGCUGGCAAGAACAAGGUUCUGGUCCCCUCCUCUACUGGCUACAACUACUACUUUACCUGGGGUCUACCUGAUAACUCACUUUUACUUGGGGCUGUCGACGGUAAACUAGUGCACGUGUACGAGGAACUAGAAAAGCAGCGAGUAGUGUGCGCGAUCUGUCCUGACUCGGAAACCUUGCUGGUGGGCGGUGAAGACAGCUACAUCAGUGUCUACUCCCACACCCUCUCCCGGACUAAAGAGCCGGGUUUAUCGCUCCAGCGCAAGUUACUGGGGCACACUCAUCUGGUGUCCUGCAUGAGCUCCUCACAUAAUCACAGGGUGUUCGUGUCCGGGUCACAUGACCGCACCGUUAUCAUCUGGGAUCUUAACAAGCUUUCUUUUGUCAGGCAACUCCCCGUGCACCCCAACCCAAUAACAACAGUGCACAUGAACGAGGCGUCCGGAGAUAUAAUGACCGCGGCUAAGAACUGUCUAUAUCUGUGGUCCAUUAACGGAGAACUAAUUGCUCAUACGUCCUUACCCACCAGUACGGUUAUUCAGGUGUGUACACAAACGACUAUAAACGAAUGGGACAAUAACAACGUGAUAGUUUCCGGUUCCUCUGACGGUAUAAUCCGUAUCUGGGGUGUUUUGUUCCAGCGGGGAGGCGGUGCAAACACCAGGGUGGACACCAGGGUGGACACCAGGGUAGACACCAGGGUAGACAGUGAGAAGUGGCACAAAACUCUGAUUGUCAGAGCUCGGCUCACAAUGUACACUUCAUUCGGUAGACCUGAUAACAGACAACCAGCUGAGAUCACUUGCGUCAGGUUCUCAGAAGAUCACGUUAGUUUGUACGUUGGGGACUCAAGAGGAAGGGUUUUCUGUUGGUCACCUAACGAUUCAACUGGUAAACAAGCUGACCACUGGGUCCUCGACUCUGGUACGAAGGAAUGUGCCAGCUGUAGCGUCAGGUUCACGUUCGUGGAGAGGAGACACCACUGCAGAGAUUGUGGUAAAGUGUACUGUAACACAUGCAGUGACUUUUACCAGAGCAUCCCACGACGUAAUAUCACCCACAAGGUACGUGUCUGCAAGAGGUGCUACGAUUCUCAGCAAGUAGCAGACAGUUAAAAACCAACUACAAACUUUUGAAUAUCGAAAAGUAAACUGUUUCUUUGCUCUACUUCUAGCUGGACUAGAUCGGCGUGUUAUGCCUUCCCAUUUUGUAAUCGAUACCGGGUUUUUGCAUGAUGACUACUCACAUUUUUGUUGGUUCAUAUACCGAUUUUACUGAGGGGAAAAAAUAACAAACAUUCUAAUGUUUUCAGAUGACUUGAUUUGGUUUUCUUUGUGUUCUGGAUUUAGUGGAAGUAAAACUGAAUUACCAUACAUAUUACACAUUCUUACUAAGGAUUUCAGAUCAUAUGUCAUCAGUCAUGAUUGUUUAUCCUGAUGAUCUUUAUUUUGUGUUCUAACAAUGUUAAAUUCCAGAUUUGUAAACCCGCUUAAACAUAUAUUUAACAUUUAACCAGUGUCAUGGGGACGUACAUUUCAUUGAAUGACUUGUCACAAAUAAUUUACUUUAUAAAUCACGUUAAUUAAUGCGCGUGUUGCACGUGCACAUUAAUUAAUGCGCGUGUUGCACGUGCCAAUCAGCGUUUGAUGACGUUUAGUGUCACUAACUACGCUCACUCUUUUAGACAAGAUCAAACUUGGGAUUUAUAGUAGGUAACACUUCAUAUAAUUUCGAUUAAUGUCAGUGGACAAGUUUGAUCAUUUAAUUCUAUUAAUGAAAUAUGCAUAUAAAAGUGAUUUUUCUGACGUUCUUUACAUCUUGUUAGCUGAAUCUUCUCUUCUACUUUUGAGUAUUUUCAGUGAAUGCAACUGUUUUGUAAUUGAUAAUAUGAUAUGCGUGUCUAGAUUGAUGAUGUUAAUAGAUUUUGUAAAACUUGAACAAA
Molecule: messenger RNA, 10208 nt
Organism: Bolinopsis microptera
Lineage: Eukaryota; Metazoa; Ctenophora; Tentaculata; Lobata; Bolinopsidae
Product: WD repeat and FYVE domain-containing protein 3-like
Exons: 57
Coding region: 808-9381 (2857 amino acids)
Molecular function (GO): metal ion binding; protein binding
Source: RefSeq, a predicted model, not a curated record